Messenger RNA from Exophiala viscosa, 798 nucleotides. RefSeq lists its product as uncharacterized. NCBI's taxonomy places the organism in Eukaryota, Fungi, Ascomycota, Eurotiomycetes, Chaetothyriales, Herpotrichiellaceae. The record is from RefSeq and is a predicted model, not a curated record. The coding region runs from base 1 to 798 and encodes 265 amino acids. The transcript has a single exon.
AUGUCGGUGGGUGUAAACCCUGACCCGCAUCCAACAUUGACUUGCGCUGCACAGCCCAAUGUGGAUGAUGCCCAUCUCGCGCUUGGCGCCAUGCCUUCGGGUGAAUCCGAUGUGAACGACGAUGACCCUUCGAUGAAGCCACUGAUGGAUUACUUGCCUCGCACUCUAGAUUCCUCGAGACGUGUCCUGAUCACGACGCGAAAUAAGCAUGUGGCCGAUGGCCUCGGGCAGAGCGUGUCUCCCAUCUCGGUGGGCCCUUUCUCGUUGGCCGAAGCGAGGUCGCUGCUAUGGCAAAAGACCAUCGAGGAGAAGGCCUGGCCUGCUGACGAGGUUGUGGACGAGCUCCUUACAUCGUUCGCAUACAUACCGUUGGCGAUCACGCAAGCGGCGGCCUUUAUCAACCGAAACAUGAUGACGAUUGCGGACUAUCUGAGGGUGUUCCAGACCAGCGAGUCAGAACGGAUGAGGCAGUUGAGUACUAAAUUGCAAGAUCCUCGGCGAGAGCGAGGGUUUCCUAGUUCCGUGUUCCGAACGUGGAGAUUGUCCUUUGACCAGAUGCGACAACGUGAUACCGCCGCGGCUACACUCCUGGCAUUCCUGGCUUUUCUGGACGGGCAGUCAAUUCCGUUGGCGUUGAUGGAAUGGACGCAAGCUCUGGAAGCCGAUUGGCGCCGAGCGCUCGGCAUGGUGACGGGGUACUCCUGGUGGCCGCAGGGGCGGACGAGACGGUCUCGAUCCAUCCUCUUGUACAGGAGUCGGUGCGGUAUUGGCUGGAGCAGCAACACGAGAAGGAGUUGA